AUGGCCUCGGGCGACACCCUCUACAUCGCCACGGACGGCUCGGAGAUGCCGGCCGAGAUCGUGGAGCUGCACGAGAUCGAGGUGGAGACCAUCCCGGUGGAGACCAUCGAGACCACAGUGGUGGGCGAGGAGGAGGAGGAGGACGACGACGACGAGGACGGCGGCGGUGGCGACCACGGCGGCGGGGGCGGCCACGGGCACGCCGGCCACCACCACCACCACCAUCACCACCACCACCACCCGCCCAUGAUCGCUCUGCAGCCGCUGGUCACCGACGACCCGACCCAGGUGCACCACCACCAGGAGGUGAUCCUGGUGCAGACGCGCGAGGAGGUGGUGGGCGGCGACGACUCGGACGGGCUGCGCGCCGAGGACGGCUUCGAAGAUCAGAUCCUCAUCCCGGUGCCCGCGCCGGCCGGCGGCGACGACGACUACAUUGAACAGACGCUGGUCACCGUGGCGGCGGCCGGCAAGAGCGGCGGCGGCGGCUCGUCGUCGUCAGGAGGCGGCCGCGUCAAGAAGGGCGGCGGCAAGAAGAGCGGCAAGAAGAGUUACCUCAGCGGCGGGGCCGGCGCGGCGGGCGGCGGCGGCGCCGACCCGGGCAACAAGAAGUGGGAGCAGAAGCAGGUGCAGAUCAAGACCCUGGAGGGCGAGUUCUCGGUCACCAUGUGGUCCUCAGAUGAAAAAAAAGAUAUUGACCAUGAGACAGUGGUUGAAGAACAGAUCAUUGGCGAGAACUCACCUCCUGAUUAUUCAGAAUAUAUGACAGGAAAGAAACUUCCUCCUGGAGGAAUACCUGGCAUUGACCUCUCAGAUCCCAAACAACUGGCAGAAUUUGCUAGAAUGAAGCCAAGAAAAAUUAAAGAAGAUGAUGCUCCAAGAACAAUAGCUUGCCCUCAUAAAGGCUGCACAAAGAUGUUCAGGGAUAACUCGGCCAUGAGAAAACAUCUGCACACCCACGGUCCCAGAGUCCACGUCUGUGCAGAAUGUGGCAAAGCUUUUGUUGAGAGUUCAAAACUAAAACGACACCAACUGGUUCAUACUGGAGAGAAGCCCUUUCAGUGCACGUUCGAAGGCUGUGGGAAACGCUUUUCACUGGACUUCAAUUUGCGCACACAUGUGCGAAUCCAUACCGGAGACAGGCCCUAUGUGUGCCCCUUCGAUGGUUGUAAUAAGAAGUUUGCUCAGUCAACUAACCUGAAAUCUCACAUCUUAACACAUGCUAAGGCCAAAAACAACCAGUGAAAAGAAGAGAGAAGACCCUUCUCGACCACGGGAAGCAUCUUCCAGAAGUGUGAUUGGGAAUAAAUAUGCCUCUCCUUUGUAUAUUAUUUCUAGGAAGAAUUUUAAAAAUGAAUCCUACACACCUAAGGGACAUGUUUUGAUAAAGUAGUAAAAAUUAAAAAAAAAAAGAAAACUUUACUAAGAUGACAUUGCUAAGAUGCUCUAUCUUGCUCUGUAAUCUCGUUUCAAAAACACAGUGUUUUUGUAAAGUGUGGUCCCAACAGGAGGACAAUUCAUGAACUUCGCAUCAAAAGACAAUUCUUUAUACAACAGUGCUAAAAAUGGGACUUCUUUUCACAUUCUUAUAAAUAUGAAGCUCACCUGUUGCUUACAAUUUUUUUAAUUUUGUAUUUUCCAAGUGUGCAUAUUGUACACUUUUUUGGGGAUAUGCUUAGUAAUGCUAUGUGUGAUUUUUCUGGAGGUUGAUAACUUUGCUUGCAGUAGAUUUUCUUUAAAAGAAUGGGCAGUUACAUGCAUACUUCAAAAGUAUUUUCCUGUAAAAAAAAAAAAAGUUAUAUAGGUUUCGUUUGCUAUCUUAAUUUUGGUUGUAUUCUUUGAUGUUAACACAUUUUGUAUAAUUGUAUCGUAUAGCUGUAUUGAAUCAUGUAGUAUCAAAUAUUAGAUGUGAUUUAAUAGUGUUAAUCAAUUUAAACCCAUUUUAGUCACUUUUUUUUUCCAAAAAAAUACUGCCAGAUGCUGAUGUUCAGUGUAAUUUCUUUGCCUGUUCAGUUACAGAAAGUGGUGCUCAGUUGUAGAAUGUAUUGUACCUUUUAACACCUGAUGUGUACAUCCCAUGUAACAGAAAGGGCAACAAUAAAAUAGCAAUCGUAAAGCAAGAAUAUGGCAGAACCAGAUCUGUAAGCACAGUCUUAUUUUCUUUUGUUGUCCAGAAUACUUAUAAUUCUUGAGCCUCCCAGAAAUUGGAAGCUAAAUAAAGCAACUCAAGUUUCCUUUA
Molecule: messenger RNA, 2239 nt
Organism: Symphalangus syndactylus (siamang)
Lineage: Eukaryota; Metazoa; Chordata; Mammalia; Primates; Hylobatidae
Gene: YY1
Product: YY1 transcription factor
Biological process (GO): regulation of transcription by RNA polymerase II
Cellular component (GO): chromatin; transcription regulator complex; PcG protein complex
Molecular function (GO): RNA polymerase II cis-regulatory region sequence-specific DNA binding; DNA-binding transcription factor activity, RNA polymerase II-specific
Source: RefSeq, a predicted model, not a curated record